Messenger RNA from Gopherus evgoodei (Goodes thornscrub tortoise), 2106 nucleotides. RefSeq names its product ubiquitin specific peptidase 12 (gene USP12). The record is from RefSeq and is a predicted model, not a curated record. Gene Ontology annotation, cellular component: nucleus; cytosol. Gene Ontology annotation, biological process: protein deubiquitination. NCBI's taxonomy places the organism in Eukaryota, Metazoa, Chordata, Testudines, Testudinidae. The coding region runs from base 207 to 971 and encodes 254 amino acids. The transcript has 7 exons. Gene Ontology annotation, molecular function: cysteine-type endopeptidase activity; cysteine-type deubiquitinase activity.
GGUGGGCUCGCGAUCUGUGCCCGCGCGCGGGGCGGGAAGGGGUGUGAGGGUCUCGCGCUCUAGACUCUGCCUCGCUUAGAGCCGCGCGCCCGGCGGUUGGGGCGGAGGGUCUGGCGCGCGGGGUACGUGUCCCGCUGCUGCGGCUGGUGGGGGCUGCCCCCUCCCCGGCUCGGCGCUGUGAGUGGGCGGAAGAUGGCGCUGAGCGGAUGGAACUCCUCAUGACGGUCUCCAAAAUCGCCUCUAUCUGUACCAUGGGCGCCAAUGCCUCAACUUUAGAGAAAGAGAUUGGUCCGGAACAGUUUCCAGUCAAUGAGCACUAUUUUGGUUUAGUUAACUUUGGGAACACGUGCUACUGCAAUUCAGUUCUUCAGGCACUUUAUUUUUGUCGACCAUUUCGAGAAAAAGUCCUUGCAUACAAGAGUCAACCGAGAAAAAAAGAGAACCUCCUUACAUGCUUAGCUGAUCUCUUCCACAGCAUAGCUACACAGAAGAAAAAAGUCGGAGUAAUACCUCCCAAGAAGUUUAUAACAAGAUUACGAAAAGAAAAUGAGCUCUUUGACAACUACAUGCAGCAGGAUGCGCAUGAGUUCUUAAACUAUCUUUUAAACACAAUUGCUGAUAUUUUACAAGAAGAGAGAAAGCAGGACAAACAAAAUGGCCGUCUACCUAAUGGCAGUAUCGACAAUGAAAACAAUAACAGCACACCAGACCCAACCUGGGUUCAUGAGAUCUUUCAGGGAACAUUAACUAAUGAAACCAGAUGUCUUACUUGUGAAACUAUAAGCAGCAAAGAUGAAGAUUUUUUAGACCUUUCUGUUGAUGUAGAGCAAAAUACAUCAAUUACUCACUGCUUAAGAGGUUUCAGCAAUACAGAAACUUUAUGCAGUGAAUAUAAAUAUUACUGUGAAGAAUGUCGCAGUAAACAGGAAGCACAUAAAAGGGAGACAACCAGCCCCCUGCAGGUGAGGUAAUGUGUAUUGGACCAACUUACGUUGGUGAAAGAGACAAGUUUUUGAGCAACACAGAGCUCUUCAUCAGGUCUGGGAAAGAUGUUCAGAAUGCUUUUUAUUAAUUUCUCUUGCAUAGGUGUGGGUUGUUGUUUUUUUUGUGUGUGUGUGUUUUUUCUCCUACUGAAUUUUUUUUUCAAAAUAAAAUUCCAUUAUGUGAAACAUAACUCAUCUGUAUUAGGUCACAUAUGCUAGCGAGUGCUUAUUGCUUAUGAAAGCAACCAAUUGUGUUACUGCACAGUGAGACACAACUCACAGGAUCACUCUCAAGCAAAAUCAAUAGAUGCAUUGACAGUGUUAUAUUCAUACAUGUACAUCAAACACCAUGUAAUUCUUAAUAGGCCACAAAACAGCAGAUCCAGGUAGAGCACAGAACAAAAAAAUGCAUUACUGUGGCUCACUAUUACAGUGAUUUUUUCAAAGCUUCCCUAAGCUGUAUAGUGCAAUGAACAGGGCAUUGGCAGUCAGGCCUAGUGAUCAGACCUAGACUGACCUAUUGGCUGAAGCCACGGGUCAAAACCAAAGAUAAUGUCAGGUGCCAAACCAAAGGUCAGAGUCAGAGACAUUGUCAGGUGGCGAGCCAGAGGUCAGAGCUGGAGACAGAGUCAGAGGUAAGUUUGAGGAGCAGGGACUUGGUGUGUAGGUCAGGACAGCAGGAACAAGAAGUAAACAGGAGUCUGGGAUAGGAGGACAGAAACCAGGAGCAAGCAGGAAUGCAGGACUCAGGAAUUAGAUAGGGAAGAGAGAUCCAUAGUAGCAGCUAGUUGCUCGGACAACUUCCUGUUUUUUACUUCCUGGUUUAUACAGAACAUUUAAACCAGACGGGGCUGGGUGUUUCCCCUUGAAAGCUCGGGGGCAGGGCCCUCUGCAAGCUAACCCUUUUCUGGACCCUCUCCUGAUUAACCAGGUGAGCUUCUGGAUGUUGGUCAUCACUUUGGCACUACCUAGGGACAUGUUGGCCUGGGUUUGAAGCCCGUGAUCCCUCACAUCAAGUUCCACGUUCAGUUAUUUUAAUAGCCUUUCUGUCUGGCUGUUCAAACUCAGGAGACAGCUGCCCACCUCUUCCCUCCACCCUAGUGGAAACUUUUCUCCCUUUGCC